AUGGACGGACAGACUGAACAUAAGGCAUCAUUUCUGAAUGACAUGGCGACCCCUUGGAAACUUCCAGCUCAGCCAAAAUAUGUACUCCUGGGGGCCAACCUGAUCGAUCCUGUUCAGGGCGUCGUUAUCAAGAAUGCAACCAUCCAUCUUUCCCAAGGCAUUGUGGCAUCCGUGAAUGGGCCACGUGAAGAGUGGGAAAAUGACUCAGACACGGUAAAGGUUGACCUACAAGGGAAAUAUGUAUGCCCAGGGUUGAUUGAUUGUCACGUUCACCUUGCGGCGGUCCCAGGCGAAAAGGAUUUGCGGGAUAUGAAGGGCAUGAGUCCGCUUGUCUCCCUCCUGCGCCAACCUCAAGUCUGUAGAGCCAUGCUUGAGCGCGGAUUUACCACAGUGCGAGACUGUGGAGGUGCAACACUCGCUUUGAAAGAGGCGAUUGAACAGCACGUGCACCCGGGACCUCGCAUCUUUUUCGCAGGACAUGCUUUAUCGCAGAGUGGGGGGCAUGGAGAUAUGCGCCAAAAGCACGAUAGCAGUGAGUGCUGCGCUGCGAGCGUUCUGAACAUUGGAAAAGUUGUCGACGGCGUGCCGGAAUGUCUCAAAUAUGCCCGAGAGGAGCUUCGUCAAGGUGCCGACUUCCUCAAAAUCAUGGGGGGUGGCGGAGUCGCCAGUCCCACCGACAAAAUUGAGCACAUCCAGUUCUCCGAUGAAGAAAUCAGAGCUAUUGUGACAGUGGCGUCGAAUGCGGGCACCUAUGUUACUUCCCAUGCUUAUACGCCACAGGCGAUCCAGCAGGCGCUCCGACAGGGCGUGAUGGGCAUCGAGCAUGGGAAUUUAAUCGACGAAGAGACUGCCAAGUUAAUGCACGAGAAGGGAGCGUUCUUGACACCGACUCUCGUCACGUAUGCUACCAUGGCCAAGGCCCCUGGGUUUUUGCCUCCAGCUUCGGCUCGAAAGAACAAAGAAGUGUUGGAAAAGGGAUUGCAUGCUCUUCAACUUGCAUCCAAGAACAAUGUCAACAUAUGUUUCGGCACCGAUCUGUUGGGGGUGCUUCAAUUUGCCCAAUCCCACGAAUUUAGUCUGCGGAGUAAGGUCCUACCACCCAAGGAUAUCCUCCAAAGUGCUACAGUCACUGCUGCUCGUAUGCUUCGUCAACAAGACUUCUUGGGCCAAAUACGUCCGGGAUUUGCAGCCGAUCUCCUGAUCUUGAAGGCAAACCCUUUGGAGGACAUCACAGUGUUGGAUGAUCCCGAUCAGAACGUGCUGGCAACCCUAAAAGAUGGACGGGUUGUGGCGACUAGAUGGUCGGAACUCAGUCUGGACGUCAAGAGGCUUGCAAAACUCGCGUAGGAAGACGACAGCGUAUCGCACGAUGCGAUGGAUUCGAUCGGCUUCAUUAUGGCAGUUCAUGGUGGCGGUAGUUCUUGAUGCUGUUCA
Messenger RNA from Exophiala oligosperma, 1434 nucleotides. RefSeq lists its product as uncharacterized. The transcript has a single exon. The coding region runs from base 1 to 1347 and encodes 448 amino acids. Gene Ontology annotation, molecular function: hydrolase activity, acting on carbon-nitrogen (but not peptide) bonds. The record is from RefSeq and is a predicted model, not a curated record. Lineage: Eukaryota; Fungi; Ascomycota; Eurotiomycetes; Chaetothyriales; Herpotrichiellaceae.